This is a messenger RNA of Helianthus annuus (common sunflower), 2761 nucleotides long. RefSeq lists its product as uncharacterized. NCBI's taxonomy places the organism in Eukaryota, Viridiplantae, Streptophyta, Magnoliopsida, Asterales, Asteraceae. The coding region runs from base 1804 to 2376 and encodes 190 amino acids. The transcript has 3 exons. The record is from RefSeq and is a predicted model, not a curated record.
GAGCUGACAAUCGCAGCUGCCUUGUUCUUCUUAUUACUUCAAACUUCAGGAUACAGUGCAAGAUAUGAUGCGGAUCAACUAAGUGUUACAAUGAGAUUCGAGUGUAAGUGUAUGUGUUGCGAGUAAUUGCAGCUAGUAGAGAGCAAAAGUGUGUGUAAAAAGUUGUGUGUCUUAUCGAUCGGAUCACUCCUUUAUAUAGUAAAAGAAAUAACAAACUAUCCUAAAAAUGGGGGAUGCUUCAAAUAUUCCCCUUUGAACGUUGGAGACCCCUUCUUUGCGGUUCAACGUUCUCUUCUCAACAACUUAGUCCGAGUCUUCAGGAGAAGCAGUCCAUUUGAACGUUAUAGGCAAGCCUUGCUAAUCUGCACGUGAAUAAUUAGUCAUUACCAGAAUACUACAUCAGGAUGUUACCAAUAUCCUGAUCUGGUAUCCUGAUUACAAUCAAAAGUAAUAGAACCAGAAUAUAAUUCAGGAUAUAUGUGCAGUAAACCACCCAUAACAAUUGUCCCCAAAAUAUAUCUGUUGGAAUACUAAAUUCUAACGGAUAUAUCUUAAAACUUAUCGCAUAUGUCGAGGAAAUUAAGAUGAAGAGACGCUUGAAGUGACAGUGUGCAACUUCCCACGCAGUUUAUACUCGAUGCCUAUCUAUUUCGCCCCUAUAUCUUCUCACUUUCUUGUUGAUAAUCAUCCACCCUCCUCAGAAUUAUCAGGUACUUUCUCUUCCCUUUUCUUUCAAGAUUCUCUCUGCUUUAGUUCUUAGAUGGCCACCAGAACCCGAUCACAUUCCGGCGAAUCCACCUCUUCGUUCACUAACCAGAACCUGCUAAAACACCCUGAGAAGGAGGUAUGCUCUUUCGACAACGCUGACAUCGCCGCACUGAGAGCUUCCGGCGCUUUUUUCGACAGGGCGGUGAUUCGUCCGUUCGACCGGAGCAUCCGAUCAGAUGUAUCGUUUGAAGAAUGGAUCUGCUUUUCGGCAUACCCGUUCUCUCUUGGCCUUUGAUAUCCCUUUACAGAAUUCAUCAUGCAAUUUUUUCGAACCACCGGUCUCUAUUUUGCCCAAACAAUGCCCAUGGUCUGGAGAGUACUCAUCAUGCUUAACCAGAUUAAGUCCCUUCAUGCCCCUGACCUUUGCAUUGAAGAUAUUCCGAUUGCUUAUCGUCUCCGAUCGCACGGCAACAACCGUUUCUUGCUUUUUUCAACAUUUAGCAACCCCCUCAUCCUCAAAGUAACUAGGAACGAGGAUGGGUGGCAACGAAAAAUUUUCUUUGUUAGACGAGACUCCAUUGCCGAAGGUGAUAGCCUUCCAGUGAAAUGGUUGACCUCCGGUAGGGUUUAGGGUUUUAAGAUAUCCCCAAAUAUAUCCUAAUGACAUAUCCUGAACUAACAUCCUUAUAUUUCUGUGCAGCAAACCUCAAAGAGUUGGCUCCUCCCACUGAAGAAUCCGAAGAAAGAAUUAACAGGGUCUACCAGUUGCCUGAUAGUGAUAGAACCUUUUCAUUGCACCUUCCAAGUUCAAGCCAAUAUUCCUCGUCUGACAUGUAUGCACCAGUCAAGAUUCCAUAAGUCUUCGGUCUUGAAGAGUUGGACAACUACUCUGGCUCUGUCCAAGUGAAGAAAGAACCCAGCAAAUCUUCUACCACUUCCAAAUCGGUACCCAGCUCCAAAGCAGCCGUUCCUAAGCCUUCUCCUGUUACCAAGCCGUGUGCCUCAAGCUCCCGUAAAAGAAAGGAAACGGACUCUCCAACUUCAUCUGAAACCUUCCCCUAUGAAAACCAUGGGUUCCUUGAAUCCAGUGGCUUUAUGACCAGCUUUCUUAACCAGGGUCUUGAACGCCUGACAAGCCUUUAUGAAGAAAGCUGUGGACUGAACAAGAUGCUGGAAGUGAAGUUGAAGAAAGCAGAGACCACCAUCGCUGAUCAGGGAGUGAUAGCCGCCGCCAAGUCACAACAUUACGAGGACAAAUUCAAAGCUGUGACUCAGGAAGGUAAAGCCGCCAUCAACAAGGCCAACCAAGAUGCUCAAGCCAAGCUAGAUGCCGCCCAUCUUCAAUAUGAGCAGGAUAUGAACACCUACCGAGAGGGCCUUAAAGGGUCUGUUAUAAUUUCCCUCUUUCAAGCCAGGCUAAAGAUGGCUUAUGAGGCCAAAGCCAUGGGCUUUGAAUGCCCAUCCUGGAAUGUUAAUGCUUGGGAGGCGAAAUUAAAGGAUCUCGGGGGUAAUCCUGUGGAGUAUCCUGCGAAGCCUGCAGGUGAGGAGCCUUCCAAGGCGAUAGAGGAGGCGGCUGAUGCUGGUGGCGAUGCUGAGAAGAAUCCUGACGGUGAUGCUGGUGCGGGUGCUGGAGGAGACGCUGCGGUUGAAGAAGGUGUUGCUCCUUGAAAGCAGCGAAGUGGGCAAUGAUGGAUAUUCAUGCCUAGGCCGGAGCCCACUUUUUUAAUCUCGAUGGUUGUGGUUUUAACAAACAAUUUACUUUCUGUCUUUUGAACAAUUUACAUUCCUGCACUUAGAACAAUUUGAUGGCGAAAGGUGGAAGGAUCCUGAGUUUCAGGACGAAACCCUUGGUCAUCAAUCUUUAGUAUGUUUUAUUUUGAACAAUUUAAUAGUUGAAGGUGGAGGGAUCUUGGGUUUCAAGACGAAGCCUUCAACUGUUAAGUAAAUAUGUUAAGACUAAUUGUGCUUUUUGGUGGAUAGGUCUCGGUUUGAGAUGAAGCCAAGAGCACAAUCUUUUGCCAUGUUAAUAAUAAACUAACUUCUUUUGGCCCUA